AUGAGUGCUCAGUUAUCGGAACAGAAAGAACUAGAACUGGUCGAGAAAGUGGAACUACGGAUCGCACUGGCCGAUUCAGAGGAAAAACUGCAAGCAAGUUUAGACUUGUACUUGGCGCCACUGUUACUGAAACUAGCGUCACCGUACGCUUCUACACGAAAUGCGGUCUUUGAAAGUCUAAAACAUGUUUUAUCGAGAUUAUCCUCUUUAAGUGCUAUGAAACUACCUGUUAAAAAGCUGAUUGACCAAGCCAAGAAUCCAACCUUACCCAACUGCGAUAAUCAAGCCUUGAUAGACAAUGUACGGCUAUACAGUUCACUUUUAGCAUCCAAAGGUGUGGAUAGAAUAGUUGAUGUUGAUGAAAAGAAAAUGUUGAUCCCCGACAUAAUGAACGGAAUCUCGGCUCAGCCUUUAAACACAGCUGCAAGACUCUUUCACAUAUUAUGCAAAUUGCUGCUGAGUUGGUCACCUCCGCGGAAGGGAACGCCAGAGGAACAAAAAAUAAUUGAAUUUCUGCAAUUGAAGGAUGAAAAGGACCUAAAGUUUCUCCUAGAUCAUUUUACGAAAUUUUUUUUGCUGAUGUCAGCUAAAGCAGAUCCACAGACUGGUACUAUUCCAAGAGGGUACUCUUGCCCAGGUCUUUGUGCUACUGAUGUGUCAUUUUUCACGUAUUCUGCUGGUGUUUCCUUUACUAAGGAACAACACUCUAACUUCAAAAGAGCAAUCUUCAAGUUUGUCACCAACGGUUUUGUCGCUGAUGAUCAGCUGCUGUUAAAGUUUCUUUGCGUGGUAAGUACUGACUCGAGUGAUCUUUCAGAUAGCGCACUUCAAUUUUUAAAGAGGCUGCAGAUCCCUUACGAAGACGAAGAUUUCAUCGAUUAUUUGAUUUCGUUGUUCAUUGGUGAUAAAGAGAUUGGGAGACCUCCAGUAAAGCCUGCGUUGCAAACCAAAAUUUUGUCCAUAUUGAGUCGCAGUGUGAGAGCCACACUCGAUCGUGAAAAGGUUUCACUGAUUUGUUCCAUCGGUCUACACUCCUCUGACGUUAAGUUGAGAAUUAUUUGUCUAACAUUUAUCCGUCAUACAGCGAAAACCAAUUUCAAGAGUCUUCUGCCUGGAAGUACAAGCGAAACAGCUGAUUAUUCUACAUCGAUUCUCUCCCUGAUAAGAAACAAUUUGCAUUCUGAGGGAUGGCCGCGAUUGCAAUUAGGACCUUCGACUCCAUCAUUUGCGACUGCGGUUCAACAGAGAAAGUUACAAUACGAGAUCAUUGGGGAUAUCUUGAGCAAAGAUUACAACUCCUUUAAAGAUUUGUCAUAUGUUGAAUUUUUAUUUGAUUCUCUAAGUGGCGACCUGGAUGAAUUUCGGCACAGCAUCCAAGAGGCAUUACUUUCCGUAUUAGGACAACUUCACAAGUUACCAGACUUUUCAAAGCAGAAACUUAAAGCAAUGUUGAAAGCCACCUUGGGCGGUGAUGCGGCCAACAAUGACAAUUCUCUGGACCAUGAAAAAAAAAAGGUAGUGCUUAUGACUGCUAGAUAUAUUUCCGUGAAAUUUAUCAAUUUCACUUUUGACUUUGACGACCAUGAGGCGAGAUUGAUGAAUAUUUGGGGGACUCUAAAAACGAACCGGUUUGAUAUUAUUGAAGAGUCCACCAAAGGGUUGCAUCCUUAUUGGUUCAGAAUGAAUCGAUCACUGGUGUCGAACACUAACAGUUCCCAAAUCACCGUUCCGAAGGUAGUGGAAUCCAACGUCUCGGAAACGAAAUUACCCAGUUUCCAAAACUUUGUGCAGUACUUGUUGCAGGAAAUUGAGGAGCUUAAAGAGAAUAAGGAUAGUGUUCUACGAAGUACUCUACCUGUUGCUAUCAACUUUGCCAAACAGUGUUUAAUAUCGGAAGCUACUUACGGAAAGUCAACGAUUAUUGGUCAAGAUGAAGAUUGGCAGGUGCGCAUUCAAAAUGCUAUCGAUGUGGAUGAGAGAGUUUCAGACUUGGUUUCGAGUUUACUUUCUGGUGUUGACAGUAAAUGGUACAUUGAUUUCCUAAAGUUGGUCUGCGGUGAGUUUGUUGAAAAUGAUGCAAGUGGGCAAAGAAUUGCCCUUUCCAAAUAUCACGACGUCACUUUGGGCUUUACAGCUCUUACGUUUCUAAAGUUUACGAACAGCUCUGUUUUGUCAAAUCUGGAAUGCUUUUUGCAACCUUUAUUGAGGUAUUUGGACGGCUUCAAAACGAUAUCUAAUGGCGAUUUGGAGUUGGCUGGACAAAUACUCGGGAUAAUAUCAUCGAGUCUGCCACCUACAUGCUCGGACCUGGCCCAGUUAAUCGCUUCAGUGAAAAGCAAUACUGGAAACUCUUUGGAGUUGUCUACCCCCUUUGCACUUGCUUAUAUUCUCCCAAGACUUCACUUAGUACAGAAAGGUUCCAUGUUUAAUAACGAACAGUUAAGUGACCUAAUGGAAGUGAUUGUCAAUUUAGGCAAUUCUGACACCAACAGAAGAAUUGUAUUACUAAUGUACAGUCAAAUCUUAAAAUAUGGUCUUUUAUUACGUCUCGACUUAAAGAAAAGGGAGGAUUUUAUCGUCAGAUUUGUGCAAAAAUAUGAAAAGAAAUUGAUGAAUGAUGAAAUUUUGACGCAAGUCUACGGUUACUUGUCAUUAUACGCAUCACAAUUCGAUUUGAGUGACAACUUUUUCAAAGACAUUUUCGCGACGUACCCUUCAAAACAAAUCGAAUACUUACUUGCGGCAGGAGAAGCACUUUCUCUUGUUGCAGGUGGGUGGAGUAGCCGCAUUUUACUCAAAGAACGUGAUAUAUAUGGAGCUUCCUACGCACAGUUGGAACUGCAGUUUAAGACCGAAAACUCUGGAAAAGUUCUGGACCAGAUUCUUGUUGCAUGUAACUCUACAGAACCUGCAAUGAAGAAAGCAAGUUGUAUCUGGCUUCUUUGUUUGACAGAGUAUCUUCAAAACAAUGCAUUCCUGAAAGCUAAAUCGAAGGAUAUUCAUUUAAAGUUUAUGAGGUUUCUAGCUGUAAACGACGAGUUCGUUCAAGAUGCGGCUGCUAGAGGGUUAUCACUAAUCUACCAGCAAGGAGACAGUGAUUUGCAAGAGGAUAUGGUAAAAAGUUUGUUGAGGUCGUUUACCGAUUCCACCAAGGCAAUGGCUUUAAGUGCUGGGACCAUGUCAGAACAAACUCAGGUAUUUGAACCCGAUGUGAUGAAUACUGGUGAUGGCUCUAUCAGUACUUAUAAGGAUAUAAUGAGUUUAGCGUCUGAGGUUGGUGAUCCUUCGUUGGUUUACAAAUUCAUGUCUUUGGCCAAAAGUUCGGCCUUAUGGUCUUCAAGAAGAGGGAUUGCGUUUGGCUUGGGUGCUAUAUUGUCCAAGUCAUCUUUAGAAAAAAUGUUAUUACAAGAUGAAAAAACAUCUAAUAAACUCAUUCCGGUGUUGUAUAGAUACAAAUUUGAUCCUUUUCCGAGUGUCGCACGCUCAAUGAACGAUAUCUGGAACACUCUGAUAACCAACACAUCAUCAACUGUAAGCUCCUAUUUUGAUGUGAUACUGUCGGCACUAUUGGAUGGUAUGGGAAAUAAGGAAUGGCGUAUACGUGAGGCGAGUACCGUUGGGCUGUUACAGCUCUUGCAGACUCAAGACUUUGAGAAGUUCUCGGAAAAACUUUUGGAUCUGUGGAUGAUGGGGUUCAGAGUCAUGGAUGAUAUAAAAGAAAGUGUACGAGAAGCUGGUACAAGAUUCGUGGUCGCCUUGGCAAAAAUAUUUUCUCGUUCCAUUCAUUCUACUGAAGGUGGGGCGACAGAAAGAUCUAAAAUGUUGUUGGAUCGUAUUGUGCCCUUCCUUCUUGGAUUGAAAGGUAUUGAAAGUGAUGCAGAAGAGGUUCGUAAAUUUGCUCUAACAACAUUGAUUGACUUGGUGAAGGCAGAUAGUAAAGCUAUUAGACCAUAUUCGCCAAAGCUGAUUUACGAAUUCACCCUACUCUUUUCUUCUCUUGAGCCGCAAGUGAUCAAUUACCUAGCGUUAAACUCGAGCAAGUACAACAUUGAUAGUGAUUUAAUAGAUAUCCAGAGGAAAAAUUCUGUCAGAAGCUCUCCUUUAUUUGAGGUCAUUGACAAACUAAUCAACCAAGCUGAUGAUGACAUGCUUGAAUCUCUGAUUGAGAGCGCUGUGAAAGCUGCUAAAAGCUCUGUAGGUCUUCCAUCAAAAGUAGCAGCAUCCCAGGUUUUCAUGCUAUUGGUGAGACGUUAUGCCUUAGACAUCAAACCAUAUAGUGGCAGGCUGCUGAAAGUUUGCAUGACAAUGUUGGAAGAUAAAAAUGAGGCAGUCAGUUCCGUGUAUGCGGCCUCGAUAGGCUACUUGUUAAAAGUGACAUCUAUUGAAAAGGCUGUAAAGUAUGGUAAAAAGUUGGUGGCUUUGUAUUUCGCUGGUACUCGCGAUAACGGCAAGAAAAUUGUGGGAAUGACUAUAGAUAGUAUUCUGAAGUACUCACCUUCUCAAUUCGAAGAUAUCAGUACUAUUUUUAUGCCCCUGAUAUUCAUUGCCUCUAAUGAUAAUGACAAGGAUAAUGCACAACUAUAUUCCAAAAUAUGGAGUGAAGCGUCAAGAUCAGGUUCUGCUGCUGUUAAACUUUACCUGUCUGAGAUUCUAAACCUGUUAUCGGGCUUUAUUACUUCUCCUGAUUUUAAUAUGAGGAAAACUUGUGCAAAAACAUUGCUUGCGAUUUGUCAAAGUGUGGAUAGGCAUAUUGCUGAUAAACAAAUUGAUCUUCUGUUUCAGUUGACGCUCAACUCGUUACAAGGUAGAACAUGGGAUGGUAAAGAAUCGUUAUUCAAGGCUUUGAUCCAGUUAUCUAUUUUUUUCAAAGAAUAUAUCGUGGCGAAUACCACUUUGAAAGCAGAAAUAGAUAAGGUGGUAGAAGUCGAAAUAUCCCGUUCUAAUAUGAAAUAUCUCAAAAAGAUCGUUUUCGAUUAUGCGGAAUAUCUUAGUGAAACGAUGGACUUGAAUUCCUCGAUCCCGAUCGACACAUAUAUGAAAAUUGUUACUGCAGUUAUGAACGAUGUUGACGACGCCACUAGCAGGGGCAGUAUAGCCAAUCCGACUACUGAGGGGAAUGAAGCUAAAAGGGCCAAACCAAAUGUAGCAGUCGGUGAAAAAUCCUCUCAAAAAAAUACAGAAAAAGAGCAGUUUGUGAUUUCCAUACUCAAAGCUAGUGUGCCAAUUUACAGUAAGGGUCAGUCGAGCAGGCUUUUUGAUUACAUUAUAGAACAUUCCACGAACUUGUUUUCCAAUGAGAAAUUUGUAUACACCUGGAAAAGUCAGGUAGCUGCAAGUGAGAUAGGCAUGUUACUUUUGGAGAGUCCUGUAACAGAGGUUGACUCUACUAAACUCUUUGGAUACUGGAACAAAGUUUUUACUGUCUGUGGUAAGAAAGAGUCCAUCCUGAACGUGAAAUUGAAGUUAAUAAGAUUUGGGUCAACUCUCAUAAAGAAGUUCCCUGAAUUCCGGACUUCUGUGGAAAGUCAACUUCGCGAAUUAAGCGAAGCAGAUCCCACAUCGAGAAUGACACAUGAACUGAAGAACGUUGAAAUAUAG
Messenger RNA from Huiozyma naganishii CBS 8797, 5598 nucleotides. It is a transcript of the gene ECM29, whose product is annotated as Ecm29p. Gene Ontology annotation, cellular component: cytoplasm; nucleus. The record is from RefSeq and is a predicted model, not a curated record. The transcript has a single exon. Gene Ontology annotation, biological process: proteasome assembly. Gene Ontology annotation, molecular function: molecular adaptor activity. Lineage: Eukaryota; Fungi; Ascomycota; Saccharomycetes; Saccharomycetales; Saccharomycetaceae. Bases 1 to 5598 code for a protein of 1865 amino acids.